Messenger RNA from Acanthosepion pharaonis, 897 nucleotides. The record is from the annotation of a GenBank genome assembly. NCBI's taxonomy places the organism in Eukaryota, Metazoa, Mollusca, Cephalopoda, Sepiida, Sepiidae.
AUGAAUUCUAUUUCAAUCCAUUUUUUUUUUCUUUUUCUUAAUCUUUGCUCGUCAUUUUCGUUUAAUUUCAGUCACUCUUUCCUGCCCUCUUUCGAGGAUAAAAAUGUCGCCUCUUCAAUCAUAAUCUCUCUCUGUUUCUAUCUUUCUUGUAUUCUCUUCUCUGAAACUCGAGAUUUCUCUCUCUUUGUCGUCUUUGCCUUCUCUCUCUCUCUCUCUCUCUCUGUGCGUCGUCUUUGCCUUCUCUCUCUCUCUCUCUCUCUGUCGUCGUCUUUGCCUUCUCUCUCUCUCUCUCUCUCUCUGUCGGAGAAUCUUUCUCUCUCUCUCUCUCUCUCUCUCUCUCUGUCGUCGUCUUUCCUUUCUCUCUCUCUCUCUCUCUCUGUCGUCGUCUUUGCCUUCUCUCUCUCUCUCUCUCUCUGUCAUCGUCUUUUCUCUCUCUCUCUCUCUCUCUCAGUAAAUGUCGUCUUUACCUUCUCUCUCUCUCUCUCUCUCUCUGAAAAUCGUCUCUUUUCCUUCUCUCUCUCUCUCUCUCUCUGUGCGUCGUCUUUGCCUUCUCUCUCUCUCUCUCUCUCUCUGUGCGUCGUCUUUGCCUUCUCUCUCUCUCUCUCUCUCUGUGCGUCGUCUUUGCCUUCUCUCUCUCUCUCUCUCUCUCUCUCUGUCGUGCGUCGUCUUUGCCUUCUCUCUCUAUCUUCAUUCAUUCUCUCUUUUCCUUUUCCUUAUUCAUUCUCUCUUUUCCUUAUUCACUCCAAAGGGCAAAUUGGGAAUGGAACUGUCUAUGGCAUUGGUUGCAUGGGAGGGUGGAUGAUGGCUUUGGCUGGAGCUGCUGGGCCCUGUCUUGCCUCCUUUUUACUUUCUCCUCAGUCUCCUUCUUCUCCAUCAAAAGUGGAACAACUGAAAUGA